Messenger RNA from Nycticebus coucang (slow loris), 1233 nucleotides. RefSeq names its product ankyrin repeat domain-containing protein 26-like. The coding region runs from base 1 to 1233 and encodes 410 amino acids. The transcript is spliced from 13 exons. The record is from RefSeq and is a predicted model, not a curated record. NCBI's taxonomy places the organism in Eukaryota, Metazoa, Chordata, Mammalia, Primates, Lorisidae.
AUGACUCAGAGAAGUAGCACAAACUUCCCUGUUCUUCCUAUGUUUCUCCCUGUUGGGAAGGCAUUAAGGUCUGAGGGCCCUGGUCCUGCAGAGCUGUUGGAUGUAGUGUGGAGGAGUGGAAGCAGAGAAGGGUCUUUUAAGAAACAUCCAUUGAAGGCUAUUCAGAGCACUAUUAACAUGACAGUUUCCAGUCUGAAGAAAGCAGUAGGAAGGAAGAAUGUGAAAAUAUCCAGGUCAGCAAAACAAGACUUUAUGGUAAUAUCAGAGGAAAAAGAAGAAAAGCAGGAUGGAAGCAAAAAUAAUCAUCCACAGAGCAUCUCACAGAAUCGUAAAAAGAAGGAUCUUGGGUAUUCAUCUGAGGCUUCUAAUCAAAAAGGAAAAAAUACAGUGAAUGAACAAGUCGAAGGGUUUUCUGAGAAACAUUGCCAGUUGAAGUCCACUCAGCAUACCAUUAAGAUGGAAGUUUCCCAUGGCAAGAAAGCAGUAAAACAGAAAAAUGUGCAACUGUCCAGAUCAGAGCCAGCCUUGCAGAUGUCAUCAGAUGAAGAGAAAGAAAGUCAUGAAGGAAAUAAAAAUAAACAGUCACAGGUUAAAAAACAAAGGAAGAAGUGUGAAGCUAAUGAGAUAGAAGUAUCUAAAUACCUCUGUGAUUUUGCAACUGAUGACAGUGAUGAUGAUGGAUUUACUCAAAAAAGAAAGGCUGGAGAAACCUACAAUCAGCAGUUUUCUAGGAAGGAGAAUGAAAAGUGGGACAGGCCUACAAAGAGAACAUCUAAGAACAAGAACAAGGUGAAAAAACAAAUACACACUAUGGAUGACCAUGAUGACUUAACCUGGUCAUCUGAGGGAGCCUCAGAGGAUUAUGAGUUUCCUUCCGUUAAUUAUAAGAAUUUGACAUUUCUUGCUAAACAACAUGGAAAGCACUAUAAAGAUUCUUUUAACCAAUUGGAAAUUCAAAACACAGCUCUGUCCUGUAAGAGCCAUGCAGAACGUAAUAAAAAUUAUUAUAAAAAACUUACAGAUAAUAUCAAAGCACUGGAAACUAUGAUUAUUUUUCUAAAAAUGAAGCUAUUUAAAACGAAAGGAAUAAACUUACAGUUAUACCAUCAAAGAUGUGAAUCGGAGCAAAAACUCCACAGUUUGAGAGUAACUAAACUAACAGAAACUUACCAAUUAGGAGAAUGUUCUUUCACAUCUACCUUUCAUGUGUACAUGUCUUUUCGGAGAAAAUGA